Polyodon spathula (Mississippi paddlefish) is the source of this 3842-nucleotide messenger RNA. RefSeq names its product cip1-interacting zinc finger protein-like. The record is from RefSeq and is a predicted model, not a curated record. NCBI's taxonomy places the organism in Eukaryota, Metazoa, Chordata, Actinopteri, Acipenseriformes, Polyodontidae. The transcript has 16 exons. Gene Ontology annotation, molecular function: nucleic acid binding; zinc ion binding. The coding region runs from base 119 to 2542 and encodes 807 amino acids. Gene Ontology annotation, cellular component: nucleus.
UUUGUAGCUCUUAGAAAACGUCGUCUUUACAGUAUUGUUAGCUACAAACAAAGUCGCAGCCUGAGGAACAAGGUACCAACAAGAGAGGCGCAGCUGAAAACUUGGCACAGAGACAAAGAUGUUUAACCAUCACCAGCAGCACCUGCGGCAGCUCCAGCAUCUAUUCCAACAGCAACAACAGCCACCGCCGCAUCACCACCAACACCACCACCAAGGAGGCCGGCCGAUGCAGCCGCCGCGUCAGCCUCCAGCCCCCCGCAUGGUGAACCUCUGCUCUGCCAGUCAGGCAGCCUUUCUCAGCGCUAACCCCAUGCUUCAGGGUGCCCUGCUGAUGCAGCAGAUGCAAGGAAACCUGCGCGGUUUUGCCGUCAACGGUCAGCAGUUCCAACAGUUCCAGCAGUUCCAGCAGUUCUUCCCAACUGGGGCAGGACCGUCUCUUCUAGGACCAGCUCCCAUGGGAGUCUCCAUGAAGACCCCACGUAUGGGCUUUCCUGGUCACCACUACCACCCACACAACAGGAACUUCAGCAAGGAUUUUGCGAGAGCUCAUGACCGAAAGAGGGAGAUGGAUCUGAGGAUCCAGGCCAGAGCCAGUGAUGCAAGGCAGGAAGGGGGAGCCGAGGGAGAGCAGAGCGAGAGAGCUGCAAACCGAGAUGAAAGGGCUGCAGAUCCAGAGAGCCAGGCUGAGCCUUCAACAGAACACCAGGAGGAACCAGCAUUUAAAAAGCAAAGACUAGAGAGUUCUGAAGAGCAAAUAGGGGAGCAGUCUGUUGCUGAUGAGCAGCAUGCACAGAAUGCUGAAGACGAAACUUCCAAGGAAGAGGGAGAAAGGGAUUCAGGAGUGGCUGCAGAGUGCAUUCUUACAGAAGAUGGAGUAAUUGCAGCUGAACCCGAGGCAGUGGAGUUUGCUGAGGUCCUGGGUGCUGGCGGCUCUCUCAAAGUGACGAUCCAGCAGAGCAGUGAAAGCCGAGCCAUCAGCACAAGGUCACUAGAGAGUGCAGUCAGGAACAGUGACACUGAUGCAGAAGCAGCAUCCAAAUACUACUGUUACAUCUGCAACAUCACUUGCUGCAACCAGCAGAAUUUCCAGAGCCACAUGAAUGGACUAGCCCACCAGCAGCGCAUGAUGGAGAUCCAGCACAUGAGCAACGCCUGCCUGGUCACCCUGCUGCCCAAAGUGAAGGAGUCACUGCAGGGGCACAGCCAGUCCAGGACAGAUGGAGAGAAUAGACACGCCCUGCAGCGCUGGUGCACCACUUGUCAGGUUUACUUCACAGGAGAUCUCAUUGCACAUCGCAGAACUAAGGAGCACAAGCUUUCAAAGCACUCGUCCCGGCCCUUCUGUACGGUCUGCAAGUGCCACUUCAGGACACCACGCAAGUUCGUGGAGCACAUGAAGUCCCUGGAACAUAAGCACAAAGUUGAGGAGCUGCGGAGCGUGGCCCGGGAGCACGGGGGUCCAGAGAACCCUGAGGAGCUGAUCACUGUGGAUGCCAUCGGCUGCUUCGAGGGAGAGGAAGACUACGAGGAGGAUCUCAGUGAGGAGGAGGAGGAAGAGGAGCAGUCUUCAGUGGAGACCCUCGGGGCUGACAGCCGGCAGGCAAGGAGAGAGGUGAUGUUAGAGGAGCUGACCGAGGAUGAACAGUAUGAUUCAGAGACACAGUACGGCUCCAGUUUCGUGGUCCCUGUAGCUGGAUUCCUCUGCAGGUUGUGCCACAAAUUCUACCAUUUCGAGUCCACGGCCAGGCUCUCUCACUGCAAGUCACUGAUGCAUUUCCAGAACCUGCAGAAGUACAGAGCAUUGAGGAGUCUCGAGUCAGCCGAAGCCCGGGAGCCUGGCACUGUAGUGGAAGAGAAUCCAGAUGACACACUACAGGUGGCUGGGCAGGAACUGGGAGCUGAAACUGGAGUCAACCUAUUGGAAAUGGACCCAGCAGACUUCAGUGGGACCAAUAGAGAGCAAGGCUAUGGUACUACUAAUUCAGACAGCAUGCCUUCCGAUAGAACAGGCUCUGAAAGCCCAAAUCCUGUCAAAAUUGUCUUUGACAGUCCAGAUCCAAUCAAAAGUGGUAUUGACAGCACAAACAUUGUCAAAACUAUCUCUAAGAGACCAAGCUCUGGUACAGCCAGUCUGUAUGGGCUCUCUCAAACAAAAAACAUCCUUCUGUUGGAAGAGGAUGCUGCACUUGGGGAACAAGCCUUAGACUUGAGCAGCUCGCCUAAUGACUGUAUCAGCAAAGAAUCUGAAGUGCUUGAGGAGCAAAUGGAUAGAAAUCCUGAACAGUGCAAGGACAUUCCCCAGACUGAGUGGCCUGUGCAGGAGCAAGAUGAAGACAAUGUAGAGGGAGAGCAGGACAGACCCCAAGCUGAGGUGGAGGAGAAAGGGGAAACGGAGGAGCCAGGGAACAUGAUAAGCGAGGGAAGCAGCGCAGAGAAAGAGGGGGAGGAAGAGGGGAGCGAGAGGCCAGCUGGGUGGCAGCCCCGUGGAGCAGGAGCCAACGUUAGCAAGAGACGCUCAACACGGACUAGGAGAUCUCGAUAAAUUUUGUGAAAAUGGGGAGGCAGGUGAAGGGGUCAUUUCUAGAUAUUUUAAAACCAAAUUAAUUUCCAGCUAGAAUGAUGGCUUCACAUGCUAAAGCACUGGAGAUCAUAUUCCACUCGUCCCACACGAGACUUCAGGGUCCACUUUCUACAGUGUACUCAUUUAAGCAUCAUAUCAGUGUUGUAACACCAAAGUGGUGGUGUUUUAAUUUGUUUGAAAACAAAAAAACAUAACCUAAAAAUCUGAAAAAACAACUGGUUUAAACCAUUCACAUGGUAUAGUUAAUUCGUAAGCCUUUGAGAUAAGGGAGGCCAGGAAUUGGGUUGAUUUGGAGACUGCCCCAUUCUUGCAAGGCAGUGUAGGGUAGCUACGGUAACCCUGCCCCUACCUGCUUGUACUGUAGAUAGCAGAAUCAAAAAUUAGUGCUGAUAGGGGUCUGUGAAACCAGUCUCCACUGCUGCCGAUCCCGUGCCUUUCAUGAAAUGAAUCUUGUUCCAUAUUCUUGCACUUCAUUUCACAUUGCUGUUCCUAGAAAAGUGGCUUAUUCUCAAGUGUACGAGCGGCAAUACUAAACGCAGCCUCGCUAGCAACACUUGAUGCUGGAACACACAUGGUCAUAAAUUAAUGUCUUUAUCAAUCUCACUCUCUCUAUAUGUUCGCAUCCUGUUCCAAAGUACUCCUUUUGGCCUGAGAAAACACACUUUGCAAAUGAAAACUAUCAUGUGAGAGAAACUCACCUUCUGAAAUAAGCAGAUGGUUCUUUGUAAUCGUAAUUAAUAAAAGGGCCUUUAGACAAGUCUAAAAGAUCAUGUAAACGGUUCCUAUUUGUGUUGUUUUCCUUACUCUUGUAGCAUAUACUUCAUUGCGAAGUAGCGUUUUACUCAAACUAAUGUCAUAAUGGCUGUAUUCCUCCUAUAGUGAGGAAAGUGCUGCAUUUUAAAUAGUGAGUCUGAAGCAAAAACAUUUGUAAUUUUGUUAGUUUACUAUAAUUGGUGAUCACAACCCCAACGAGAAAACGAACCCUUUGAAAAUGUGCAGGGUACUAACUGUACUGUCCAAGUGACUACAGUGCAUUGCAAUGAGGUCUUAUUUCACUGCGAGCCAGCUGAAGUGCAGCUCUGCUGUUGAAAAAGCACUGUAUUGUCAGGCACGGUGUGGUAAAACUUGACUUUAGAGAGGUCCACAGAAAAGCUAAGCCACUGCCCUAGACAUGGCCAGGAGAGAGGAUGGGGGGAGGGGGGGGGAUGUAGAAGAAUGAGAAUUUAGAAGCUGAUAAAAAAAACUGUGUUCUUUUUUUAGA